This is a messenger RNA of Parastagonospora nodorum SN15, 1974 nucleotides long. RefSeq lists its product as hypothetical. NCBI's taxonomy places the organism in Eukaryota, Fungi, Ascomycota, Dothideomycetes, Pleosporales, Phaeosphaeriaceae. The coding region runs from base 1 to 1974 and encodes 657 amino acids. Gene Ontology annotation, cellular component: mitochondrion. The transcript has 4 exons. The record is from RefSeq and is a predicted model, not a curated record.
AUGUUUCGCACGACUUUGCUGCGCAUCCGACCGCAUCCUUUGCAAUUUCGCAAACCAUACACACGACCCUAUGCAUCCGAAGUCAAGCCCACGCCCACAGCGCAAUCCCGCAUUGAACGUUUCAAUCGCCGACUGCCCACCUUCCUUCACAAGUAUACACGUGCGCUCGGCAAUGCUCCCAUCUCGCAUAUAACAUCCUUUCUCAUCCUCCACGAAUUGACCGCCGUAAUACCCCUCUUCGGCCUCGCAGCCUACUUCCACUACACACACUGGCUUCCAUCAUGGUUCGCGGAAGGUGCAUUUGUCUUGAAUGGAGUCGAGCGCUUCGGGCGGUACUUCAAGAGGAAGGGCUGGAUCAGGAGUGAUGAGGCCGAAGAGGCGGCACUGGAGGUCCGCGAGCUACAACACGACAAGGAAGAGAUAAGGGAGGAUGAGAAGGGCCAGAAGGAGACGAGGCUGAGAAGAGUGGACAAAGCAUGGAAUGUGAGUGAAGGAGGAGUGAGGUUGGUUGUGGAGUUUGCGACGGCAUAUGCGAUUACGAAAGCUUUGCUUGUGCCGAGGAUUAUGUUUAGUGUGUGGGCGACACCGGCAUUUGCGAGAUGGACGGUCGUACCGGUCGUGGCAAAGGUAGGGAGAUUGUUUAAGAGGGGAAAGAAGAGCUCUGGUGCGGGAACGGGCGCUGUGGAGGGAGAAUCGUGCCGCGAUGUCUUUGACCUCUCUCGUCAGCUGGCACUUGGUUGGGAAAACAUCAGCAAGUCGACAACCACCAAGAUGUGUUUCAGCGACCAGGAUACAUACACGACUCGGAUGCGCGUCCGCAAGGGCGAACGCUACUCGGAGGAAUACUCGCAGCCCCGAUAUGGCAUGUCAUGGCGUCGCAGGAACGGCUUGGGAGGUUCUUACUACCCUUCGAACUACUAUUGUCGUCGUCCGAGUGGUCGCUACAUGAGCGGCGCUAUUACGCACAAUCGAUACUCGCGCUAUGGAGGUCAAGCUCAGCGUUAUGGAUACGGCCAACGCGGUUACGGCUACGGCCAGCAGGGCUACGGCUACGGUCGUCAAGGUUUUCCUCAGCAGAUUGGCUAUCCUCCUGGUGUCUUUCCGGGUGGGUAUAUUGGACAGUCAUCGGGCUAUGGCCGUUACUAUCCCGACAAUCGCGUGGCGAUGCAGCAUCACGGCGCCAUGGCAUAUCCAAAACCGCGCCAUCAAUACAUCUACACGCCUCGCUAUGGCCAACGCGGCGUCCUCACCUAUGCCGGCCAAACGCCGAACGGGGCGCCUCCGACUGGCGUCAUUCCCAAUGGCGGCAUGGGUAUAGGCAUGGGGAUGGGUUACAGCGGUGCCGGCAUGGGAAUGGGCAUGGGCGUUGGUGUCGGCGUCGCAGCAGGUGGCUACUACCCCGGGGUACAAGCAGCCCGUUCCUACUAUCAGCCCCGAAAUUCUUACUACGGCGGCGGUGCCAAUUACUACAAUGGCUACUCCAGCUACCACCCCUCUUACGCCCCGGCUUACAGCGGCUACUACAAUUACAACAUGUAUGGUUCGCUGUAUCCGCUUGCUAACUUCUACUCCCCUUACCAGAGGUCUUACUACAACACGGUUCCUAGCUACGGCUACGCGACCCAGGCUUACGUCUACCCGCCCGGACCGAGUGCGACGACUACCACGACGACUUAUCAUGUGCAGAACAGCCAUGUCGGGGGUGCGGGCUAUCGACACGACUAUGUUCCGACUGCUCAGGCUCCGGCCCGCGAGGACUACCAGACCGAGGCGAGGCGGGUUGCGACUGAGCGCGGUGCGUAUGAUCUGAGGCGCAUCAAGCCGGCUGAUGCGCGUAGCGACGACCCGUUUUGGUGCCGUGAGAGGAACGGCGAGUGGCAUUUGAGGACGUACUACCAGAUCGAGAACGAGUGUCACCCGGGUACUUGGAAGAUGGAUGCCGAGCAAGGGUUUCUGGUCUUCCAUAGGGACUAG